Lobosporangium transversale is the source of this 885-nucleotide messenger RNA. Its product is annotated as HAD-like domain-containing protein. The coding region runs from base 1 to 885 and encodes 294 amino acids. Lineage: Eukaryota; Fungi; Mortierellomycota; Mortierellomycetes; Mortierellales; Mortierellaceae. The transcript has 3 exons. The record is from RefSeq and is a predicted model, not a curated record.
AUGCCCAAUUCUUUUGACAAACAAACUAUCGCUGAAGCAAGACCUUAUAAGGCCGUCUUCUUUGACAUUGGCGGAGUCGUUGUAGGGUCUCCCUUCAGUGGAAUUGCCGAAUAUGAAAAGGAGCAUAACUUGCCUCACAACUAUUUGAAUAUCGCCAUUGCACAGGCUGGGCCCAAUGGUGCCUUCCAGAAAUUGGAGCGCGGUGAGAUUGAUCUGUGGUCAUUUUAUGAUGCCUUCUCGGAACAACUUUCCAAUCCAGAAAACAUUGCUGCAUAUUCGAAAUAUGCUCGAUUGAGAGGCAAAGAGUUUGAUGAAAAGUCGUUCAAAGCUCCUGUUAUCAAUGGGCGGGAAUUGUUUCAUCAAAUGAUGCGCAAGACAGCUGCGGCCGUCCCAUCCAUGGUCCAAGCCAUUGUAGCGCUUCGACAGGUCGGAUACAAACUAGCAGCGUUGACGAAUAAUUUCGACUUUCCAUUGGACGAGCGUGGACAACGUGAGCAAGAAUUGAUCCUAAAAGUCACUGGUCAACCAAUUAUGGCAACAUCAACAUCAACGUCAACAGGGACAGAGGCUACAAGAGGAUCGAUGGUGAUGGCACAGGGUCAUCUCAAGACACUUUUUGAUUACUAUAUCGAAUCCACUGUUUUAGGCCUUCGGAAACCAGAUCCAGCGAUUUUUAAAAAGGCAUGCGAGCUUGUGGGCGUUCAACCUUCAGAAGUAGUUUUUCUCGAUGACAUUGGUGCUAACCUAAAGUCGGCUGAAAAGUUGGGAAUGAAGACUAUCCGAGUUGAACUGGGGAAACCAGAAAAGGCUAUUGAGACAUUGGAGAGCAUUCUCGGCAUCAAAUUACUAGUUGGAUCAUCUCCAACGUCUGUAGCCAAGCUCUGA